Messenger RNA from Corticium candelabrum, 929 nucleotides. RefSeq lists its product as uncharacterized. The transcript is spliced from 6 exons. Gene Ontology annotation, biological process: calcium ion import across plasma membrane. Gene Ontology annotation, cellular component: plasma membrane. Gene Ontology annotation, molecular function: calcium channel activity. The annotation marks the transcript as partial. NCBI's taxonomy places the organism in Eukaryota, Metazoa, Porifera, Homoscleromorpha, Homosclerophorida, Plakinidae. The record is from RefSeq and is a predicted model, not a curated record.
UAUUCACAUUUCUUGUUCAGGACGGUUGGCCAGUAUGCUAGAAUUUGUGGACGAAUUAGACGUGAAGACAUCACACGAUUUUCUAUCAUUUUCUUGCUCUUUCUGGUAACGUUUUCUGGAUCUCUGUUUCUUGCACUUCGCGGUGAGACACGAACUUCGAACACAACGAAUGCAACACAGUCUGAUUUGGAUUUAUUUAGCCAAACAAGUACCUAUAAUGAUAUUCUGCUGACUGGUGUUCGAAUCAUGAUUGAACAAGACUCCAUUGUUGAUUAUCUUGGUGGUGGAGGCACUCGAGGCUUUGGAUGGCUUGGCGUUGUUAUCAUUCUUUUGUUUAUGGUUGCUGUUAUUGUUGUUCUCCUUAACGUUCUGAUUGCUCAGUUGAGUGACACGUAUCAGAAUGUACAGAGCGACGCUCAGAGAGAACUGGAAAUCAACCGUGCAUGGAUCAUGGCACGAAUAGAGCACAACAGCAUCUUGUUCUCGAAUUUGAGAACAAAAUACUAUCAAGAGGUAGAAAUAGUACACGACCCUCAAGGAGUGCUAGAAAAGUGGGAAGUACCACCCAUGAAUACAGUGAGCAAGACUCUGUCUAUAAUGGACGAAAAAAGUGACGAAUCACGAGCAGUCAUUGAAAGUUAUUAAAUCACAGCUCGAAGCUCAGACGGCUCUAAUGCAAAAACUCGUUUCUCAGAUGCAACAAUUGCAUGAAGAUGUUACCGGAAGAUGUCACCGGAAGUUCCCCCCCCCGCAAGUGUGAUGCGACGGUAGGGUCUGGCCACGCAAGACCAGGGUUUUACUGACUGUUCAAAUUUUGUUAUUAGAUACUAGAGCCUGCUGAUUAUUGAUUUUUGUCAUAGUUGUACGUAAUUCUAGAUCUGUCUUUGAUUAUACAAAUUCCUAGUGAAAUACAACAAGCAAUUUUAGGA